Labrus bergylta (ballan wrasse) is the source of this 2722-nucleotide messenger RNA. It is a transcript of the gene trmt9b, whose product is annotated as tRNA methyltransferase 9B. Gene Ontology annotation, cellular component: nucleus; cytoplasm. Gene Ontology annotation, biological process: tRNA wobble uridine modification; tRNA methylation. The record is from RefSeq and is a predicted model, not a curated record. Gene Ontology annotation, molecular function: S-adenosylmethionine-dependent methyltransferase activity; tRNA (5-carboxymethyluridine(34)-5-O)-methyltransferase activity; tRNA binding. Lineage: Eukaryota; Metazoa; Chordata; Actinopteri; Labriformes; Labridae.
CAUGCUAUGAAUUUGUUGCCGUCCCGGCGGCCAGUAGGCUGCUGGCCGUCACACUCACACACACACACACACACACACACACACACACACACGCACACACACACACACACACGGCAGGUGUUUCUGUCGGUUUCACGUUAUCGGCCCUCGCGAUGCCUUUGAUGUGGUGCUCGGUGCCGCCGCGUCGAGCGCGUGCAUCCGAUCCCUACGGCGGAUCGAUCAUGUAGAGAUCAGUCUCGUGUGUGGAGAGGGAAGUUUACCUCCAGCGACCUGAGUGAAGGAGAGAGGCGGAUAAAUUGUUCGGCGGAUUACACGUCGUGGUCGCGUCCGACAUGAAACUGUGAGGUCGUGCAUGCGGCAGUCUGGUGAGACAUGAUGGAGGAGGCUGCCAGCCAGCUGGAGAGAGACCAUGUGCACAGCGUCUAUGACAAGAUUGCACCAUAUUUCAACGACAGCCGCUAUAAAGCCUGGCCCAAGGUACGACAGUUCCUGCUGGACCUGCAGCCGGGGAGCAUCGUCGCUGACAUUGGUUGUGGGAAUGGCAAGUAUCUCCACAUCAACCAGGAGGUGUUCAAGCUGGGGUGCGAUGUUUGUCGCCCCCUGGUGGACUACGCCUGGAGCCAAGGACACGAGGUCCAGAUGUGUGACAGCUUACAUUUGCCUUACAGAGACGGCUGCUUUGACGCUGUGCUCUCGAUUGCAGUCAUCCAUCAUUUGUCCACCAAAGAACGCCGUAUUAGAGCAAUAAAGGAGAUGGCUCGCACCCUGCGAGUGGGCGGACGCAUCAUGAUCUACGUGUGGGCCAUGGAGCAGAAACGCCGUAAGUUUGAGAAACAGGACAUCUUCGUUCCCUGGAACCCAAACCCUCAGUCACCCCCAGUCAAACCCAGGCAGAGAGCCACGGCUCAGAGUGUGAGUGAAGCCAUAGACAACAGCGACAAGCACAGGAAGGUUAGAAGCACAUCAUCGGUGGCAGACGAAGAAGACCUGAGCUGCACCGCGCCUCAGCAGAGCACCCAGAGACUGUGGUUCUUCUCCAGGUCUCUGGAUUCUGUCUUUGACUUUGGAAGCUUAGCCAUCUCUCGCUCGUCCUCCAGAGACAUGAGCACUUUAUCGUCACCCGUGGGGGAGAACGAGGGGAACAAGGCCCGCCAGCCGGGGAGAGGGCGAGGCCUCAUCAAACAGGUUUCAAACUUCUUCUCCCCGCCUUCUGUUAUCGGAUCAGAGGAGGACGUUUUUGACUCGGUCACAGAUUUGCACAAGGGACACAAUGAUCCUGAACGCAACACUAACAACAACUGCGUGGGAGACCAGAGUGUGUCUGUAUCUUUAGCCAAGGAGUGUGGCUCUCUGGCCCUGCCAGAUCUGGUUUCCUUCCAGAAGGAGCACCUGAAGCAGUGUGAAGAGGAAAGUGAAGGAGUGCCGCAAGGAAAUGAGCAGUCGGAAAGUACAAGGAGCCUCGAGGGGAGCGUGGAGCAGGUGCAGGGCUCCUGCCUGAGGUACUAUCAUGUCUUCAGGGAGGGAGAACUGGCAGAGCUGAUAGAGAACCAUGUGGGAGAGCUUCAUGUCAAACACACUUACUUUGACCACGCCAACUGGUGUGUGGUGGCAGAGAAAGUGCAGUUAUGGAAGAUAUGAUUUCAACUUGUUUGGUUUCAUUUUGCUUUGACUCUGCCUCAAGUUUUAGCACUGAACGACUUUUACACUCUGAAACUAACAAGUAUAGAAAUAUACACAAAUAGCAAGUGUUAAAACAACCCCUCAACCAAACCACUCCACUGCUGCAACUCUCUGCUUCACUCUUUUAGGUGCUGCAGCCACUUGUGUGAAAGACAUAUGCGUUUUGGCAGUAAUGAUAAUGUUUCACAUGGUGUCACUAAAAGUUUAGCAGCAGCAGUGGAGGAAGCACAGUGGAGGAUGGGUGUGCUCAACAAUGGCUACCGCUGUAUAAUAAACCACAUUAUAAAGUAUUUAUUUCAUUUCAAUACAAGCAGUAUACAGUGUGUGUUCUAUUUUAAUGUCAAUAACUUGUUUUGUUUUUUUAAACCAGAGCAAGCACCCAUGCUGCUAAUAACUUUAUCUCUUUUAAAAGAGCAAGGGAAUGUUAAGAAAUGCACUGUUUGUCUCUUAGGACUUGAAUAUUGGUUUAAGAGUGAUUUAUGACACUACAGUAUACUCUUCCAUCUCCUCUUGUUUUAUUACAGCGGAAAGAUUUUUACUUUGUUCUUCACAAAUGCACGUUCCUUGAUUCAAACUUUGAGGAGCUUAACUUUGAUGAGCUUGUUUUAUUGGUGGACUUUGUGUAAACUUCUCUUGUGUAACUCUAUCAUCAGAAAAGCUUGAGCAGAAUAUCUUUGUCGAGGAACAUGCUGCAAGUGUGUCUGUGCGUUUUUGUUCUUCGUAAAAGCUGUGUACUGUCUUGUGUUCAAGCAACAAGCUGAACGUCACUGCUGGUAAUGUUUCAGCCAAUCAACUGCCUCAUGUACUGUGAAUAAACAUUGCACUGUAUCAUACAGUAUGCCGCUGCUUGAUGUCUAUAAAUGACAUCAGAUGUGUGAAACUGAUAUUCUGUACCCGUCAUGCCAAGGACGCUGCAUAUACUUAUCUGUACAGUAAAUGUUUCUUCUAAAGUGACACCGGUACCUUCAUGUUUUAUGUGACCUUAGGUCAAUUUUACUUUAUUUUUCUUAAUAAAUAUUUUUUAUAGUAGUUGUUUUGUUGU